AGAGAGAGAGAGAGAGAGAAAAAAACGGUACCACCAACUACUGUGUGGAUGGUCAGGCUUGUGUAGUUAUGGAAGCGGCGCUAAGCAAGCGGAAUCCAGCGUUGAGAUUAGCGGAUUUGGCAGCUAACAAAUACCAUCCCCAUCAGAAUAUGUCAGGUUUCCCGGGGCUGGCGAGUCAUACACACAUCCACCCUGGGGAGAUGAGCAACGAUCCAAGUGUGGCACUCACCUCUUUCGGGCCUGAGCACGUGGCUCAGUCCAGCGGUGCUCUCAAACUCAGUCCAUCUCAGCAUAUGGCCGGGCACCCCGAGACUCAGGCAGCGACGAUUUUCGGCUCCGCGCAGAACUCGGUCAGUUACUCAGCGGGUCAUCCCCACACGGGCUACGGCAGCGCCAGGGAUUACAUGCUGAGGAGAGAUCUCUCAGCGUCCGCCAUGCAUGGACUGACUGAACAGCACCCAGCGACCUCCUCUCACCAUCAUCCCCACCAUCACCAUCACCACCACCACCAUCACGGAAUGUUCCUGUCCACCACAGCGAGCUACGGACACCCAGAGGUCUUCCCCGGGCUCCACGAGCAGUCAACGCCGGGAUCCCACCACACUUUAAACGGACAGAUGCGCCUGGGCUUGCCGGGGGACUUGUACCGACCGGAACAUUUUAACCAUCGAGCCGAGCACUACCCGGCCACUUCCCUGCACAGUUACAACUCCAUGAACUUAAACGUUAACCUGGCGGCAGCUCAUCACGGAGCCGGGGCUUUCUUGAGGUAUAUGAGGCAGCCCAUCAAACAGGAGCUCAUCUGCAAGUGGAUCGACCAGGAGGAUACUGCAAAGAAAUCCUGCUCGAAAACUUUCAGCACCAUGCAUGAGUUGGUGAACCACGUCACGGUGGAACAUGUCGGAGGACCCGAGCAGAGCGUUCACGUUUGUUACUGGGAGGAUUGCCCGAGAGAAGGGAAGCCAUUCAAGGCAAAAUACAAACUGGUAAAUCACAUCAGAGUGCACACGGGCGAGAAACCCUUCCCGUGCCCAUUCCCUGCUUGUGGUAAGGUAUUCGCUCGCUCGGAAAACCUGAAGAUACACAAGAGGACUCACACAGGAGAGAAGCCUUUUAAAUGCGAGUUCGAUGGUUGUGACAGGAAAUUUGCCAACAGCAGUGACCGGAAGAAGCACUCUCAUGUCCAUACCAGUGACAAGCCGUACAACUGCAAAGUGAGAGGCUGCGACAAGUCUUACACUCAUCCCAGUUCCCUUCGCAAACACAUGAAAGUGCAUUGCAAAUCUCCCCCACCUCCCCUCUCUUCUGGUUACGAGCUCUCCAACACAUCCUUGGGGGUAGUGUCUCCAGCCUCAGAGCCCGUCAGGGGCCGCACUGCCAGCGUCUCUUCGCAAGUCACCAACCUCAAUGAGUGGUACGUCUGCCAGGGGAGCGGGGCAGCCAAUAGCCUCCACACACCUUCAAGCAAUGGCGCCUCAUCCGACACUGAGGAUGAGGAGGUUUACAGGGACCCAGAUCCCAGGACUAUGCUCUGACAGAUGAGUGCUGCAGAAACGUGCAUGUGGGCACCUUGAAAAGCGUCGAUCGAGGGUUUGUGGCAAUGGCAGCCAACCAAUAAUACCAACUGCGGGUGUCCUGUGGCCACUUUAAACCAAGUAGGUUCAAAAGGCCUAGGAAAACAACUUAAGGGCUAUGGACCUGAUCUCGUGCAGCUUUGUGGCCUAUACGUUCAAUUUUCUGUGUCAACAGAGAUUAUAGUGGGACCAUCGAAACUAAUGAAAGUCACAACUUGAUUUAUUUUAAGAGUUGUAAAUAGUGAUGAUCAAAAGUGACUUAAAGAAAUAAAACCUAUCAUUCGACCUAUUGCAAUCGAGCAAUAGCGUUUUUUGUACCGACCAGAAAACAUCUCCGCGCUUUUUUUUAACAGUCACACAACAUGCAUAGCCUUUCUUAACGCCCCAAUUCCCCUCAGGGGCUGGGAAUGAUUCUUUGAGAGCCCGGUUACAGGGUUACAAGCCGACGGUUCGAGCGAAGGGCUACGCCACACUUCUGACACAAUGAUGGACAAUAUGAUGCAAGUUCGACGGGGGUGGGGAGUGGAUGGGGGAGGGGGGAGUUCGCCAUAUUUCCGUAUUCAGCUGAAAUGACCCAGUGCUAGUGGUGCAAUAAUAAAACACAAAAAAAAGGUACAUACUGUUGCAAAAAGAAAAGUUGAAUUAGGACCUUCCUAAACGAGUCACAUAUCCGUAAAUGCUGAAACUCUAUUUGACCCUGUGAAAUCAAUAAUUUAUCCCAACCUUUAUUGGGAUUCUGGAGCAGCAGCCUCUCGUGCGAUCUUCUAUCAUGGUACAGACAAAAAUAUUCAUAUUUUACUCAUAAUUAUUCAGGCCUUCGUGCAAACAAACUAAAGAGCACUAAUAUGUCCUUAGAGGCCAGAAGAUACAAAAAUGACAGGCCUGUCCCUGUAGGAUUUGUACAUAAUUGUGAGCUGCGAGUCGUUGUUAUCAUCGUUAGCUACCUUAAGAUUCUCGUCUGUAAAUGUUCUUUUAUUUGUAAACUAUAAUUUAUUUGCUGAUGUGUAAUAUCUUUCUGCAAUAGUACAGAUACACCAAAGAAUUAUAUUAUUACGUUUGGUGCAGUUUCGUGGUGUUGAUAAAUCUGUGGUCUGUCAGAACAUUUAUUUUCUGCUUACUUGAAUGAACUGUGAACUGUGAAGAUGAAGAUAUGUGAUUGUUCAUUCCUUCCGGGUGCUGCAGUUAAUCGUUGUAACUACAGUAUUGGUACGUUAUCAUUACCAUGCAUGUGCAGUUAUUUAACAUUAUAUUUCCAUUAACAAACACCGCCUAGAAUCUCUGAUUGGAAUCUACAAACCUACACUCAAAAUACAACGGAGAGAUCACAUUUCCUUUUAAAUAAUGAAUGGUCCACGUGUAUUUCAAUUAGAAGCGUGUUUCAGUGACGGAGGUUUAGCCGUGUGACAAUGUAUUUUCAAAUUGUGAAUAAACGAAUAUUGUUUUUUCUCAGCGUUAA
Molecule: messenger RNA, 3030 nt
Organism: Chiloscyllium plagiosum (whitespotted bambooshark)
Lineage: Eukaryota; Metazoa; Chordata; Chondrichthyes; Orectolobiformes; Hemiscylliidae
Gene: zic5
Product: Zic family zinc finger 5
Biological process (GO): regulation of transcription by RNA polymerase II
Cellular component (GO): nucleus
Molecular function (GO): DNA-binding transcription factor activity, RNA polymerase II-specific; RNA polymerase II cis-regulatory region sequence-specific DNA binding
Source: RefSeq, a predicted model, not a curated record